GCAGAGAGAAAAUCGUGACCGGCACACCAGACAAGGAUCUCCACGACGAUGAUUUCUUCUGGGUGUCCGGUAACUACGAGACAGCCGAGGUACCGGGCUGGAUGAUUAGCAAAAAUUUUGGGAGCACAUGUAAGCCGUGCAAAUUAUCUCGGUUUUUACACUUGAUGUUUCUGUAGACUAAUGAUUCUCUUGUUUCUUUUGCAGCCAUCCAAGCCUUGCAAGCCAACUACAAUUUCCCCAACGUCGAGGCGAUCAGGACCGCGCUCCGCUACCGUGACCGAGAUUGUAACCAACUCCUUGGCUACAGUCCCACAUAUAGAUACUCUGCUCCCCGCCGGAGUAAGGUUACCGACUUCCUCCGAGCUCCAACUCCUCCACCGGAUCCUACUCUGCCAGACGUGCCCCUCGUUCGCCUGACCAAAGAACAGGAGAUGGCCAAGCGCAGCAGAAUCAAAAACUUGCUCACCGCCACAUCUGCCGAGCUGCCGAGCGUUUCAACUCGCUCACCCAUCGCCGGUCAAUCCAGUGGCGCUGUGGUCGCCCUUGCCUCUCCACCGACCGGCCAGUCCAGCCGAGAACCUUCUGCGCAGCGGGCCGGGAAAAGGGCUCGGGCAGACCCAUCUGCCGAGUUAGUCGCCGAGCUAACUACCGAGCAUCCGACUGACGCCCCCGCCCCAGUGCCGGCCUGGCGUCCACAGUUGAAACACCGGGGUCAGGACAUCCCGGCUACUGCCUCGAUCAAGGCUGACAAAGAGCAUCUGCUCGCCUUUGAUCUGUCCAAAGCAUUCCUACUACCGAGCGACGUGGUCGGCAGUGACCACGUCCCUGACACUCGGUUGGUCAAGUCAUCCGUGAAGUCCAUGGCCAGGGCCAUUCAAAAACAACAUCUUGUUUUGGAGCGCAUCCACCGGCUUAGGCAAAAGGCAAACGACACAGCCAGCCAGCUGGACGCAGCCGAGAAAAAACGAAGUGAACUCCAGGCCGAGGUUGACACUUUGAAGAAGACGAAGAAGAAGGCUUGCCGGGCUGCCAACAACGCGGGUUUCAACGAGGCCGAGAAGAAUUACAAGAAGCAAGUCUUUGCGACACAAGACAUAUUCUUCAAGGCUGGCUGGAAAUCCGCUUGCGAACAGCUCGACCAGGGCUCUGACACCGAUGUUUUUGCCAAUCCUCCCAAAGCUUCACUACCGGUCUACCUCGUGCCAUAUGCCAACGAUGUUUUCAGCGCUUUACAGACUGAGGCCGAGGAGGGACUUGAAGAUGGGGAUGGGGAGACAGAUUCUGAGGAAGAAGAGGCCGAGGUGCAGGAGCAGCCCGGCAUUGAAGAACCCGGUGCCCAAGAUACCGGUCCAACUGUUGACCUUGAAGCCGGCGAGGACGAAUUCACUCAUCUAUCCCCUCUAGUUUAA
This is a messenger RNA of Camellia sinensis, 1409 nucleotides long. The record is from RefSeq and is a predicted model, not a curated record. NCBI's taxonomy places the organism in Eukaryota, Viridiplantae, Streptophyta, Magnoliopsida, Ericales, Theaceae.